Messenger RNA from Volvox carteri f. nagariensis, 1248 nucleotides. RefSeq lists its product as uncharacterized. Lineage: Eukaryota; Viridiplantae; Chlorophyta; Chlorophyceae; Chlamydomonadales; Volvocaceae. Bases 65 to 766 code for a protein of 233 amino acids. The record is from RefSeq and is a predicted model, not a curated record. Gene Ontology annotation, biological process: L-tryptophan biosynthetic process. Gene Ontology annotation, cellular component: cytosol. The transcript is spliced from 6 exons.
UGAGGUCUGGCUGUGUCUAGAGAUUGUGACUUAGGGUUGGCAAAGCUCACGUGCAUUUGGAAGAAUGCGCAGCUUAGCUCCCCGGGAAGCCCGAGCUCCUUUUGCUUGCCCUGGUAGCAGCCGUGUGGCAAGACCUCUUCUGCGGAGAACCCCAUGCUGUCGACCGGUGCAGGCAUCAGCAGCUGCAAAAGGCCCAGUCGUGGUGGUGGACAACUAUGACAGCUUCACGUACAAUCUCUGCCAGUACCUGGGUGAUUUGGGGUGCGAGUAUGUCGUAUAUAAGAAUGAUGAAAAGACGGUCGAGGAGAUCAAGGCCAUGAACCCUCGCGGCAUCCUCGUCUCACCGGGGCCAGGGAGGCCUGUGGAUUCGGGCAUAUCCCUUCAAGCUGUCCGCGAACUGGGUCCACUAUUUCCCUUGUUCGGGGUGUGCAUGGGACAUCAGUGCAUCGGCGAGGCUUUCGGAGGCGAUGUGGUGCGUGCGCCCUGCGGUGUGAUGCACGGCAAGACGUCCCCCGUGUUCCACACGAACGUUGGCAUCAUGGAGGGUCUUCCCAAUCCUUUCCAGGCGUGCCGCUACCACAGCCUGGUGAUCAAGCGGGACACCAUUCCUGAAGAUCUGGAGAUUACAGCCUGGACGGAGGACGGCACUAUCAUGGGCGUACGGCAUAAGAGGUACCCUCACAUCCAGGGGGUGCAGUUCCAUCCGGAAAGCAUCAUCACGCAGAGCGGCAUGAAGAUCGUUGAGAAUUUUGUCAAGUCGCUUUAGGAACUUUGUUGGUUGCUAAAGUGGGAGUGGCGGAAUACAUUUUUGGAAAGGGACAUCUGGUGAGUAGGGUACUAGGAGGACCGGGAGGUUGGGGCUAGGUGAGCGUAUAAGCUUUGGAACGAGCGCGUGGAGUGUUAAGCUGUGCGUGGGGGCCGAAUGCGUGUAAGUGCGAUGUACUCGGGCAUAUGGGUGUUUGCGUGCAGAUUUGAGGUUUGGCUUUGAAGGGAGUAUGGGAUAUCCUAUUGGAUAAGUGUGGUAAGUGAUGGGAGAGGUGACUCCGUCGACUCAUUACGUUGGGAAUUGCCGACGCGAAACGGACGGGUUAAGUUCGGAGUGUCAGCCUGGCGCCUUGACCCAUGUUAGACACGUGAUCAGUACCAAAUUUUCGUGGGCAGGGACGGUGAACCCGGUAGGUCUGCUUGUCACCAUGCAGCCGCGCAAGGAAUUCUAAAGAUAAGAUUCCUAUCUGUAAUAACUCGAGU